AUCUCUGAACUGAAAAAUCUUAAAGGGAAGCCAGAUAAAAAUGAAAAACCUAUGUUGAACUUAUGAGGGGGAUUUUCCUCUCUUGAUAUAUGCAAACUUCCUCAGUCACAGAGAAGCCAGUGAAAAGAGGAGACUAUGGAAUGAAGGAAAAGAGGAGGGGAUAAAAAGGAGCAGAGAGAGACUGGCUGGGGGUAAAAGAAAAACAACAGGAAACCGACCAGUUCUAAUGCUGUUUCUGCAAAUCCUUCAGGGACAGCACAUCGGACUGCCACGUCCCAGCAACAUUCACACUGUCUUUUCUUUGAUCAUUACUUGAAGUAAUGACUAUGUAAAGGAUUUAAAGUUUAAAACGUGACGUCACUUCUGCUCUCAGCCUCCAACAGCCUGAGUGUGAGCGGAUGCAGACUUUUGGCAGUCGAUUCUGGGAUUUCUGUGCGGCUGCUUUUUGACCUACAAGCUCAAACCUUUCUAGUGGGGUCAUAUGGAUCAAUUGCUGUGCUUUCAAAGAUCGUUUUGUUUUCAACAUUUGGACUAACUGGAGCCACAUGAAGAAUAAGGGGACUAAGCAGAAGUCCAAAAAGAAAGGAAGUGAAAAUGCGUUCGGCUGUGACCUGAUGGAACAUCUCCAGAAUUCAGGACAAGAUGUUCCUCAGGUUCUGAAGAAAUGUGCAGAGUUUAUUGAGAAGCAUGGGAUUGUGGAUGGGAUCUACAGACUGUCAGGGGUCACCUCAAAUAUCCAGCGCCUCAGGCAGGAAUUCUGCUCCGAGGCGUGCCCUGACCUUACAAAGGAAGUGUACCUCCAGGACAUCCACUGUGUGGGUUCCUUAUGCAAGCUGUACUUCAGGGAGCUACCCAAUCCUCUGCUCACAUAUGAGCUAUACAGCAAAUUCACUGAAGCAGUCACAGUCCAGGGGGAUAAUGAGAGACUUUUAUACAUUCAGAGGGUCGUCAAAGAACUGCCGACCCCUCACUUCAGAACUCUGGAGUACCUUACUAAGCACCUGGCCCACCUUGCCACUUUAAGUGCCCAGACAAACAUGCAUACACGUAACCUGGCCCUGGUAUGGGCUCCAAAUCUGUUAAGAUCUAAAAACAUAGAGGCACCAUCUGGUAAUGGAGACAUGGCUUUCCAGGAGGUGCGGAUACAACAGUCAGUGGUUGAGUUUAUUCUAAACCACACCGAGCAGAUCUUCAGCAGUGAGUCUGUGCAACUCGAGGCCAAAGAAGGACCGAGUUUGAUGUGUGGGGAAAAGUACGCCACGCUCCCGCUCAGUGGCCAGUGUGGGCCGAUGAAACUAAUGAGUCUGGAAGAAGCUCAGGCCCGCUCCUUAAGUCCAAACCAUCCUGUGCAUAAAGAACGUCAGCGGGAGAACAGUCUGCCUGAUUCCAGCACUGCCACACUUUACCAUACUGUCAUAGACAUAUCAGACAGCAAGUAUGGCAGAUUUGAGAGGAAGUUUUCAGGGAAAUCAAAAAAGUGGAAGUCCAUCUUCAGCCUGGGAAGGUCUGUGGACUCGAAGGGAAAACUGAGCCGGAACGGUAGCGUGUUCAUAAGAGCACAGGGGAUAACAGAAAAAGCAGCUCUUCGUCCAUCCAGGAGCAUGGAGUCCUUGUGCUCCUUACCAACAGAUGAUGACAGGACAGGACACAGCAGUCCAGCUGGUGGACCCCGCAGCAUUUUUGUUCCAGAUGUCAAAUCCAGAACGCUGGAAUUGGACUCGCUUUACGAACUGAGUGAACAGGACCAAACCUGGGAGUUUAAAGGGCAGAAAGCUGGUGGGGCAACAGGUGCCUGGACCUCUAGCAUGAACCAAAAAGGGUCACCAGGUGCUUCUGUGCCCUCACAAAAAACACUACCAGAGCAACUGAAGGUGUUCAAAGGUGAUGACGUCAGUGGCUACAAGCCCACGUCUCCAAAGAACAGGAGGAUGUUGUACUCGGGCUCCUCCCAUAACAGCUCCUCUCGGCCCUCCUUCCCAGGUAACUUCUUCCCGCUGGAGUCCUCGCCAAGGCAUCAGCGCAGAGCUGUCAACAUAUCUGAGCCUUUUGCUGUGUCUGUACCCCUGCGUGUCUCCGCUGUUAUCAGCUCUAACAGCACACCAUGCAGGGGACAUGCCAAGGACAAAGCAGCUGCUCUGAAACCCUGCAAAGAAACCUCAGAGGUGGGCAGCAACAGUGGAAAGAGCAACACGCUCCCCCAACUGGAGACGACGCAGCAGGAAGGAAUGGAGAAAAAAAACACAGAGGAGCUGAGCUCUAGAGUACCGUCAGAAGAUACAAGCAAAGAAAUGGUGCCAGAAGGUCAAGGGCGGAUGAUGAGUUCUGAACUGGAACCACUCCUUCUUGUAAAUGCACGAGAGUUCAAGGAUGCAGCGCCAUCUCCUGGGAAAGAACUGCACAACCCGCCCAUACCUAAACAACUGGACAAAGGAUCUUCUCCUGGCAAGGAGCUGUGGGCCGAACUUCGCCAAAAACUGAAGAUAACUGAACCUGAAACAGAUCUGCUGGAUGACACUUCAAAAUCUAUUUUCAGCUCCAGGAGCACUUAUGAGGACAUGAAGUUAACGAUGGAUGUUAAGUCCAAGCGAAGCCGCAGCUCACCGUCUUUGUCUUUGUUAUGUAGGGAGCAGUCUUCAAAUACCUCUUUGAGCGACUAUGUAAUUGCCACUGGCUCUGACUCUACGAAGAAACAGCCCUCAGAGUCAGACAUCUUAUGUUCUCUUCACAAAAACUUUGAUGGAAAUGUUGGUGGAAGCACAGAAAAUGCCAGACCUCCUUAUGUGGCGAAUGAAAAAGAUAAGAAAGAGCAUCAAGAAAUCACACCCUUAAGCACAAAUGACCUAUCUACCACCAAGGAACACAAAUCUGCUUUAAAGGAAACAUGUGUAGAUAAGGUUGUGAAUCCUUUGACAAAAGAGGAUGUUCCAACAGUUCAAGGCUUCUCAAGAGCACAUGAUACAGACAAAUCUCAGAAAGAUGAAAUUUUUCAAGAAGACCAAAGAAUCUCCUGUGAUGGAGCAAAGAAGGUUGUGAUUCCUGAGGUGGAAGUUGUCCAGAGGCUUUCAGUGUGUUUGGAGGACAGACGUCACACCUUGGAGCUGCAUCUUGACGAUGAAGAAGGAUGCGGAGGGAAUUUUGAGGAGCUGGACUUGGUGGAGCCCUGGGAAGAUCUUGGCUCCACCAAGCAGUGGGUUACCAGUCCUCUUCAUUCACCUGAUAUUGAGGAGUUGUUGAACCAGCCGUCUAGUGGGGAAACACUGAGAUCAGAGGGAAAGAUUUCAUCUCCUUCGGUUGAUAAUAAACAAUCGACCAUGAAGAGUUCUGAACGCUUCUCAAGAAACAUUCCACACACUUACAGUAGUAAACCUGAAACUAAAUGGAUGUAUUUGCCGUCACUACCUGCACGGGUCAGUGCGAACGGCAAUAAUGCAACACAACCUCACGCAGUAAAAUGCAGCACAACAAAACAGAAGAAUACAGUGUCAUCUCAUAGAUUUCACAGACAGAUGUCUUACGAGGCAGCUGCUUCAGAGAAAAGAGAGGAUACUUGCUGUUUGAAACACAGGCCAUAUUCACUUAAUUUAGAUCUAGGGUACAGAUGCAUCAGAGAUAUUUCAAAUCAGCAAAACCGUAAUUUGUCAGAGUUUUCCUCUGGUCAGAGAGGGUUACUAUCCUCGUCUGGAACUGUAAACAGUGGGCUGCCCUCAGAGUUGGAACUGUUUCUCAGUGAUCAGCAGGCACCUCUGCGCCGGAAUUCAGCCCCGGUCAGCGUGUCGUCAGUGCGAACAGCCUUCAUGAUAAAAACAUGCCAAGCCAAAGCAGUGCCUGUCGUUCCUCCAAAGGUGCAGUACAGUCAGAUACCUCACUCCAGACUGGAGAAUGACACAGUUAAGGAAAAGGAAUAUCCUAACACAAGCACAGAGAAAAGCAACACUACACCUCCUCUGCUGAUGUCAGACCUAAAGGAGGAGCUGGAGAAUAAAGAGCCUGGCCCCAAACACCAAAAGCACCCAAAUGUUGAGAAAUUUGCUGAGUCUGAGAAGCCCACAUCCACUCCAGAGCUGCCUGUUAUAACAAGGAGAAAUGCUCCCAGCCUGGAGGUGUUUGCAGAUUGUCCCAGACCUAACAGAGGGAAUCUCUUACAUAGGCCAUCCUUUAGGAACAGACAGAGGCCUCAGAGUCUCAUCCUGCUCAGCCCUCCUUUUCCUAUCAUGGACUAUCCACCAUCAGGGGAUGAUAGCAAGCUCCUUUCAUCCAUCAAGGUUCUGAAUGACACAGCAGCAGUGAAUGUCUUUUCUAAAGAGAUGACAGAGAAUUUCAGGAUGCAGGAGGGGAUCGCUCUUCAAAACAAAAUGACCAUUCCAAAAAGUGGACAGAGACUGGAAACGUCAACCAGCUGCUUCUAUCAGCCCCAGAGGAGGUCGAUGAUAUUUGACAGCAGGAGCCACAGGCAGAUUGAGUGAAAGGAGGAAUCAGUGACUAUGUAAAUACAUACAGCAAAUAAGGAAACCAAUUAAAAUGGUAAAUGUGACACAGCAACCUUUUGUAGGAUUUUGUUUGCUAUGAUUCAAGCAUUUCUUGAGCGAUUUAGUUAAAAUAGUGAAUCUUUUUGCAAAAGCCAUGAGAUAUUUGAGAAAGUCUAGUUUUAUUCAUAUAUGCUUCAAGGUGUGAGAUCUAGAGCUGCAGCUGAUGAAUCUGUCAUUAUCCAUUCAUCUAAAUAUUCACAAAGAUGGAGCAUGAGACCACAGUUUUGACCCAGGAAACAGCAGUUUGACAACUAAUGUUACACCCACAGAGUCUUGUUAGAACUAUUGUUAGAACUUUAUGAAAGAUGACUUUUAUAUUCUAUCAAAUUAUGACCUUCACGCAAAUAUUCAUGUCUGGACUGAAUAAAAGAAAUGUAGAGUAAAAGUUAGCAGAAAUAAAAUGAGAAACUGCAGAGCUGACAAACUGUUAAACAGCUUACCAGCCAGGUAUUUGAUUAUUUAUCCCAAUUACUAUAAUAAACGUGAUACCUAUGAAGCAUUAUAUUGUACAUGUAUUGGCUCUGUGAUAAGCUGAUGUCAAUGUGAUUUUUUUAAAACUGAUAUUUAAA
Monopterus albus (swamp eel) is the source of this 5095-nucleotide messenger RNA. It is a transcript of the gene arhgap31, whose product is annotated as Rho GTPase activating protein 31. The coding region runs from base 546 to 4463 and encodes 1305 amino acids. The record is from RefSeq and is a predicted model, not a curated record. Gene Ontology annotation, molecular function: GTPase activator activity. The transcript has 12 exons. NCBI's taxonomy places the organism in Eukaryota, Metazoa, Chordata, Actinopteri, Synbranchiformes, Synbranchidae. Gene Ontology annotation, biological process: small GTPase-mediated signal transduction. Gene Ontology annotation, cellular component: lamellipodium.